Messenger RNA from Prunus mume (Japanese apricot), 2631 nucleotides. RefSeq lists its product as uncharacterized. Gene Ontology annotation, cellular component: plasma membrane. Lineage: Eukaryota; Viridiplantae; Streptophyta; Magnoliopsida; Rosales; Rosaceae. Gene Ontology annotation, molecular function: protein serine/threonine kinase activity; chitin binding; ATP binding. Gene Ontology annotation, biological process: carbohydrate metabolic process; protein phosphorylation. The record is from RefSeq and is a predicted model, not a curated record.
AUCAUCCAUCUGCUCUCAAGCAUCAGCUUCCUAUCCGUACUCCAUGGUAGUCAAAUUUUCAAGUGUACUACUAGUCCUCCUUUUCUUCCAUUUUCUUGUUGCUUUUAGACUGCAAGCCUCAGAGGCACAGUCUUGGAUCAAAGCGGCAUACUGGUAUUCUGGCAGUGAAUUCCCCAUUGCUGACAUAAACUCAGCGCUUUUUACUCACCUUAUUUACGCAUUUGCCGGUCUUAAUUCAUCAUCCUAUGAGCUCUCCCUCUCCUCUGACUCUGAGGAGCAGGAUCAGGUGCAGCACUACUCCACCUUCUCAUCCACGGUCAAGCAAAAGAACCCAUCAGUCACCACCCUCAUAUCCAUUGGGGGUGGAAACGCAGACUACUCAGUCUUUUCAACACUUGUCAGUAAUUCUUCUCACAGAAAGACCUUCAUUGAUUCUUCAAUAAAGAUUGCAAGGCUUUAUGGCUUCCAAGGCCUAGACCUUUGCUGGGUUUCAGCUAACACAAGCUCGGACAUGACCAACAUGGGAAAUUUGUUUCAAGAGUGGCGAGCUGCUGUGAAAUCUGAGGCUGCAAACUCUAGCCAGGCGCAGCUGAUUUUGACAGCAGCUGUUCAAUACAAACCAGAUUUGGAGUUCUUUUCUUUUCCGGUUGAAUCCAUCCGGAACAACUUGAAUUGGGUACAUGUAAUGGCCUAUGACUAUUAUGGGCCUCAGUGGACUAAUUUCACCGGCGCUCAUGCAGCUUUGUAUGAUCCAUCAAGUGAUGCUAGCACAGAUUAUGGUAUCAAGGCAUGGAUUGGUAAGGGAUUAUCUGCUUCCAAAUUGGUUUUGGGCUUGCCUUUCUAUGGCUAUGCUUGGAAACUUGUGAAUCCUAGGGACAAUGGUAUUGGUGCACCAGCAACAGGUCCAGCCAUUACAGAGGAUGGAUCCAUGAGCUACAAGGAUAUCAAGGGUUACAUUCAGAGAUAUGGGGCUGACAUAAUCUACAAUGCUACGUAUGUAGUUAAGUACUGCAUAAUUGGAUCAUCUUGGAUUGGUUUUGAUGAUGCUCAAGUUGUCAAAAUAAAAGUUUCUUAUGCUAAGGAGCAGAGUUUGCUUGGAUACUUUGUCUGGCAGGUUUCCCAUGAUGACAAUUGGGUGCUUUCUCUUGCAGCUGCAGCUACAGCUCAAGAGCGUGCAAGCAGUGGACAAAAAAAGCGGCGACUUCUUAUAAUCAUUUUGACUACAAUAGCUUCAGUUAUUCUCAUAUUAGGCUCCGUCAUGUGUUAUUUCCGCAUGAGAAUGCUCAAGUCAAAAGCCAAUUCUUUGGCAAAUGCAGCUAAAGAAUCAGAAUACAGGGCAAAUUAUAUAGCAGACACAGCUGGAAUUUUUAAUAGCAAUGUACCCAAUCUGCAAGUCUUUGGCAUUGCUGUCAUUGAGGCAGCAACAGAAGGAUUUUCAAUUGAAAAUAAGCUUGGAGAGGGUGGUUAUGGUCCAGUUUAUAAGGGUGUAUUGCCAAAUGGACAAGAAAUAGCUGUGAAAAAACUUUCGAAAGCUUCAACUCAAGGAUUUGAGGAAUUCAAGAACGAGGUCAUGCUUACAGCAAAACUACAACACGUUAAUCUUGUCAGGGUUCUGGGAUUCUGUAUCGAACACCAUGAACAAAUGCUGAUUUAUGAGUACAUGCCAAAGAAAAGCUUGGACCUCUACCUCUUUGAUCCUAUCAGAAGGUAUCAACUAGAUUGGAGAAAGCGUGUUAGCAUUAUUGAAGGGGUUACUCAGGGACUUCUUUAUCUCCAAGAAUACUCAAGAUUGACAAUAAUCCAUCGAGAUCUGAAAGCUAGCAACAUUUUACUUGACGAGGAGAUGAGGCCUAAGAUCUCAGAUUUUGGUAUGGCUAGAAUUUUCACAAAAGAUGAACAAGAGGCAAACACAAGCCGGAUCGUUGGAACAUAUGGCUAUGUACCUCCUGAAUAUGUUAAAAACGGUCUAUACUCCACGAAAUCAGAUGUUUAUAGCUUUGGAGUUCUCCUUGUACAGAUCAUAAGUGGCAAGAAGAAUGCCGCUUUCUAUGGUCCAAAUGAAGACUUAAACCUUCUAGAAUAUGCACAUGAACUUUGGAAAGAAGGCAAAGGGAUGGAGUUUAUGGAUCCUUCACUUGAUGAUACACAUUCAUUAUGUAAAUUGAUGAGAUGCUUGCAGAUUGCUCUCCUAUGUGUUCAAGAAAAUGCAAAUGAUAGGCCCUCCAUGUUGGAAAUUUCUUCGAUGCUACAGAGUGAAAGUGCUGUAAUGGAAAAACCGAAAAUGCCAGCUUUUUCAAAAAGAAAUGAAGACAAAGAAACUAAUCCUGCACCGCGGCUAGAAGUGUGUUCCAUUGAUGAUUCAACAAUCUCAGAGGUUGUAGGACGAUGAGUGGUGGUACAUGCUCAGUGCUUUGUAAAACAAAGUUCAAUCAGAUUUUCAAUUCUUUUUCCUUUUACUCUUAGGCAUAACCGCUUUGCCACUAGUCAAACUAUUCUUAGAAUUUAUUAGUCAUGUAUUUCCUAGUAAGUUAUUAGGUGUAUAUUACAUUAAUGCAGUCUACUUACUACAAAGUUGGUAAGGGGAAGAGGUCCCUCAGGAGUCACAAUAUAAUGUUGCAGAAUUUGGAAUUA